Messenger RNA from Cuscuta europaea, 3126 nucleotides. The record is from the annotation of a GenBank genome assembly. Lineage: Eukaryota; Viridiplantae; Streptophyta; Magnoliopsida; Solanales; Convolvulaceae.
GCCAUUUUUCCACGAAUAAAAACUUGGAGGUGCAUCGAUGCGAAAAAUCUCAAAAUCGGACGAAUUUUGUUGUUUAGGCCGUCGGACAGCUGGACUGCUUUCAUCCUCGCCGCAUUAUUUAGUCCGGCGGAUGACUCCGAGCGGUGGGCGGUUGCGGUACUAGCGUGGUCUUCAUCGGCGUCCGGUAGUAAAUCGGCAGUUCCCAAAUUUCGGACGUCCCAACAGCUGCAGAUGGCUCUGUCCCACAGCAAAGCCGCCGUGGCAGCCAAGCAAAUCCGCCACGCUCGCACGUUUGUGAACGCCAAGGUGAAGUGGGUCAGGGACCCUUACCUCGACACGGCAGUGGAGAACGAGAAGAACCUCAAACCCUUGCUCACUCUCAAAUCAUUGAUCCUCUCCCAACCUUCUAAAACCCUACCGCUCCGAACUAUCUCCCCGUUGAAGCCCCAACUAAGGCUCCCAACCACCGCAUUGACAUUCAUCCAGAGGUACCCUUAUGUUUUUAAGAUUUUCCGGCCUCCAAACAGCCGCCUAUCUACUCCUCACGUGAAACUCACUCCAAAGGCUCUUUCCCUACAAAACGAGGAGGCACUGAUUACAGGCCUUUCAUUGUACCGGAAAGACGUUGCAGAACGGCUCGCGAAGCUCUUGAUGCUUGCUAGAGCUAGGAGACUCCCUCUGGAUGUGAUUGACAAGUUUAGGUUCGAUUUGGGCUUGCCCUAUGAUUAUAUACUCAGUUUUCUACCUGAAUUUCCGGACUAUUUUCAAAUUUGUGACAUGGGGUUUAGGGAUCCAUCACCAUCGGGUCCUCAAGUGUUUGGAUUGGAAUUGGUUAAAUGGAGAGAUGAUUUAGCAGUUUCGGCCAUGGAAGAGAGAGCGACGAGUGAGGUUUCUGAGAAUGGAAAGGGAGGGCACAUUAGGUUUUCUAUUAAUUUACCAGGAGGGUUUGAUUUGCAAAAGAGGGUGGCAAAUUGGGUUGAAGAGUGGCAAAACUUGCCUUACAUUUCUCCAUACGAGGAUGCUUUUCAUUUGAAUCCGAGCAGUGACCAGGCAGAGAAAUGGGCAGUUGCUGUGAUCCAUGAAAUGCUUAGUUUGCUAGUGUCAAAGAAGACAGAGAAGGAGAAUGUUUAUUCUUUUGGGGACUGUUUGGGGUUUGGGAUGAGAUUCAAAAAGGCUUUGGCUCAUCAUCCAGGGAUAUUUUACGUUUCUAAUAAAAUUAGCACACAGACUGUAGUUCUAAGGGAAGCUUUUAAGAAGAAUUUCUUAACAGAGAAGCAUCCAUUGAUAGGUAUCAGAUACAAAUACAUAUAUCUAAUGAACUUAGUGUUAAGAAGAGGCAUUCCCAUACAUGCUGGAGCGUUACGGUAUAGGAAACGCUUGGCCUCUAUUAAAGGGUGGAACUUUGGGGCAAAGAAAAAGAUCCGAAAACUAGUAAUGACAGAUGGUGACUUUUACAGUAAUGAUGAUUAAAAUCAUAAAACAGAGGAAGAAGUGGGUAAUAGAGGAAGUGGCUUGCCGAAAAGUUGGCUGGGUGUCUGAUUCUAAGACUGUAAGGAGGUUGCUGGUGAUAUGAUUCCAAAGGUCGUUCUUGAGCAGGUAUGCUUACCUGUAACUAUUUGUCUUGAAGUGUCUUGAAUACUUUUUAUCGCCUUGAAAGUUUUAUUGUAUAUCCUGUCCUGCUAUGACUAGAAUCUGUACCACUUUAAGUUGAUUAUGAAUGUCUUGUCAAUUGUUUUGCUACUUAAAAACCUUUUUGGGAUCAAAUAAUCAUUAAUCUGGUAGGGCACAAGUAACUAACAUCUUCUGGUGGUGGUUGUAAAAGUAGGGUCACUAAGGUGUGAAGUAUUGCAGGAAAUAAUCUGCAAGACUGCUAUUCAUGUGUUAUGCACCAAUUGUUGGUGGAGUAGUGGAGUUUGAUUUAGUAGAUGAUGAUUCAUAAUUGUACAGGUUUACAGUAUAAGAUAAAGUGUCUGUUUUGUAAAUGUUUGGCAUUGCUGAAACUGCUGGAUUUUAUUGAAGAGAAAGUGCUUUACAGUAGAACAUUUCAACCAAUUAGCUAAAUAAGUCAAAGCUACUUGGGGCUACCAAACAGAGCCACAGAUGUAUUGCUAUCCCCAAGCGUGUUAUAAAAUAUGAAGCUUAGGAGGAUUGCAAUCUGAUGUUGGAAGUGUGAGAAAGUCAAUCCCUAGUAGAUGAUGAUAGUUAGACUCUUCAAUUGACCAUGGUUAGUGUUUGGGAGAAGAUAAAGUUCUAUCAAGGCAUCAACUACUAGAAUUGAUAAUCAAUGUCCUUUAUUUGUGUACUCAUCAUGCAAGUGUUUGGCAAAAACGCAUUCGAGAAAUUCGAAAAGGGAUUCAUCUCAAUGCACUUCUCAGUUCUCAGAUCAACACAUAGGCUCACACAAGAAGAUUUUGGUUUUCAAAUUUGCGCUCCUGAAUGCUUAUGACUGGUCAGACCUGACCCGCCUGAUCGGUCUUGUGCCUCAUUACAUUGACUUGAUGGGAAAAUACAAGUUCAGCUCACAUGGAAGUUUUACAUCAGAUCUUUUGAAUCUCAAAAUAGAAAACAUUAGCACCUGUUUGGCAUGUGUUAUUUGGCUAAAUUUGCGGAGUUUUAUUAAAGUAAAAUUGUUUACUAAAAUUCAUUUUAGUCAAGUAAAUCAAAAGCUUGGUAUUUUGCAAAAGAUAUCCUUAAUAUUAUAUUUUCCUCCCUUGUUACAUUCUGCUUUUAGAAAUGUGGAAAUUAUACCAGGCUCAUCCAAAAGCGCACACAUCCCAAGGCAGCUGCAAGAAUUUUAUAAGAAACUGCAGAAUUCGAGGUAAAAAGCUUUUAUAAGGAAGAAGGGGAAGCUAAGCUAAGUGCAGAGGCUCUUUGCAGGAAAAGGCUAAAGAUCAUGCUUGUCAAUCAAUGAAGGGUAUGCCUAAAAUGAAGAUGACCCAUGCUCAAUAGUUUGUAGUUGAUCUAUUUGGAGUUAAGUGUGUUCUCUGAUUUCAAGCUAAAUUUUCUUCAACGAUUCUGCCCUCAGGGAUUGAAUUCCUGUAGUAAGGUGUCUUUCUUUCUUUAGCCAUAUGUUUUAAUUCGAUCCAGUAUGCACAAACACGAUAAAGUAAUAAAUUUUGUUCGGUG